Messenger RNA from Geodia barretti, 1110 nucleotides. Lineage: Eukaryota; Metazoa; Porifera; Demospongiae; Tetractinellida; Geodiidae. The record is from the annotation of a GenBank genome assembly.
AUGGACUCCUCAAGUCUGUUACAACCGAUACAACCGAAGACGAAACGACAGAAGACCAAGACCACGAGCAGACACUUCAUGAACACCCUACAGAUGGCUAAUACGCACGACUACGACGCACUCCUUACCCUAUUUGACCGAUACCAUAACUUCGCGCUUUCAACGCACAUUAAUCCUGAUGGUGAUGCAAUCGGUUCCGAAUUGGGGCUUUACCUCUUUCUCACGAAGCUCGGGAAAUCUGUUAAAAUAUUUAACACGGAUAUAGUACCCCCUAACUAUCGAUUUCUACCAGCUUGGGAUAGUAUUGAGAGCACGCAUUCCAUCGGGACAUAUUGUCCUGAGGUGUUGAUUGUUUUGGACGCAAGUACGCUGGAGCGAAUUGGAAAGAGGCUUUCCAAAACCUUGCAUCCUAUAUACAGCCUCGUUAACAUUGACCAUCACGCCACUGCAGAGGCGUUCGGCGACAUCAAUCUCAUUAUACCUACAGCCUCUUCCACUUCAGAGAUUGUUUACAAACUCAUUAAACAUCAUCAAUUCCCAAUAGGUGAAGCAUGUGCACUUUGUCUCUAUACAGGACUGAUGUUUGAUACCGGCUGUUUUCGGCAUAGUAAUACCACAGCCGAGACGCAUCGAAUCGCCGCAGAAUUAAUUGAGAUUGGCGGAUUCACCCCAGAUGAAGUUUAUCGGAAUGUCUAUGAACAGGUUCCUGUUGCUAAGAUACGCCUAUUGAGUGAAGUCCUCAGCACAUUGCAAAUAACAGAUGAUGGAAAAAUAGCAUCGGUGUAUGCAACACAGGCGAUGUUUCGCAAAGCUGGAAUGACUGCUGAUGCGGUGGAAGGGGUUGUGAAUCAGAUUCAAGCAAUAGCGGGUGUUGAGGUAGCACUCUGUGUGUCUGAGAUGGCGGAUCGAAGUACAAAAGUGAGUCUGCGGAGUCAAGGAUACGUUGAUGUUAGUCAACUUGCCGCAGAGUUUCAAGGGGGAGGACACGUCCGCGCCGCAGGAUGUCGGAUUGCCAUGCCCUAUCCAUUAGCCAUUGCUGCCCUUGUUCAAGCUUCACAACGCCACACUGAUCCGGGGCACAUGAGAUAUGGUGAUUGCCAGAAGGAUUGA